Zootermopsis nevadensis is the source of this 1699-nucleotide messenger RNA. RefSeq names its product CD63 antigen-like. The record is from RefSeq and is a predicted model, not a curated record. Gene Ontology annotation, cellular component: plasma membrane. Lineage: Eukaryota; Metazoa; Arthropoda; Insecta; Blattodea; Termopsidae.
AACAAAGGAGUGACACGAAUUCUAGAAACGGCAGAAUGAUGCGAUCAUAUCUAAAGAAUAUCGAUUAGUAGGACAGGAAAGCAAGAGACCUAUAAAAUGGUUACCGUUAAUUGACUUAUGGUUCACCAUGUUGUCUUGAAAUGUUUUAUCAUGUCUUUUCUUGUCACUUCACUGGAUAGUCUAUGACUGUUACUCGCGCAAAAUAAAAUGGCGUGUUCGACACGUUGUUUGAAGUUCGUUGUCUUUACAUUUAUUGUCGUAUUCGCGGUGUCAGGAGUGGCGGUGAUGAUCAUCAGUGUUGCCAACUUAGUGCACUUCUACUCACACAACGACUUCGUACCCAGUAAUGUCUCUGUCCCAGUACUGCUGAUCGCUUUAACAGGGUUGGGGUCUUGUCUUGUGGCAGCACUGGGCUGGCGUGGAACCAUGGCAGGGAACACCUGCCACCUAUACAUGUUUUCAUUUCUUCUGAUUACUGUGAUCAUGAUUGAAUUUGGAAGUGCUAUAUGGGGUUUGACGUCUCGGGCCAACUUCGAAGACGAAAUGACCAAAGCCAUGGAGGAAUCAUUUUCUUCCUACGCAAAGGAUAAAGCUGUCGCUGACGAAUGGAAGUCCUUACAAAAGGCGCUGGAGUGUUGCGGCAUUGAUGGGCCUAAUGAUUACCGUCGCUUCGGGGUGGUGGAUUGGUCGUGCUGUCUCUCCGAGACACAACGCGAGGGCUCAUGUCAUGUGAUGAAACAGCAAGGAUGCCUUGUGUCCUUAACCCGCGACUUUCAGAAGAGACUCCUUUGGGUGUCUCUGCUAUCCAUUGCGGCAGCCGUCAUGCAGAUGCCUGGCGUGUUCUGCACAUGUUGUUUAUCAAAUUCACUCAGAAACGUACAGCGAAGAAACAGAAUUCGAGAUAGGAUGUUGCUAGAGGUGAAGAGUUGAGAAGAUGCUCUACAUUAGUGGGGAUUUCGGUGGAUUACUGAACUUUUAAGAAUGUUUAAAUUGAAUCUUAACAUGGUACAGUAAAUAUCAGUGUGCUCUGAAGGGAUGGGGCGACUAUGUCCACUUGAGGGGGGGGAGAUGAGUUAUUUACAUUUUUUUAUCGUAUUCUGGGUUUUGACGGCACGUGGACUUGUGAGUACCAAUGCUUCGCAGGAACAUACUGCCUCCAACUUCAUAGUUGAAAUCUUGGAGCUAUUUAAAAGUGACAGAACCGGAGAGUCUGAAGAUUAAAAAAGUGUGAUAUUAAAAUGUCACAUAGCAUUCAUUGAACACAUGAUAAGACAGGAUAACACCGAGGUGGACCUCUUGCAGAUGUACAGGGUUAUUCAUAAUUCCCUGACACAUUACAAAAAGUCGCAUCCUUUGGACCAUUCAUGUCUGCCGAUUUUUUGUAAUGUGUCAGGGAAUUAUGAAUAACCCUGUAUUGCACCGAUCACAGAUGGAGCCGGCUAACGAUGUAUUUUAUCUGUUCGGUUAUGAUACGUCUGAGAGUACGAAGUACCACUGAGCCAUGAAAGUAAGACAGAAGACUUUUCACUUUUCAUUUUUCAAAGUGUUAGCCGGGCUAACAUGGUUAACACGAAAGCUCCUCCAGCUGCCUAUGCAAUUAUAUAGUUAAAUAGACCCAAAAUCUACAAAUCUUAAGAUAUUUAAAAAAAAAAUUAUAUAACUGCAAUAUUUGUAUGUAACUGGCCUAUUUAAAGUAAAA